Messenger RNA from Mus musculus (house mouse), 240 nucleotides. RefSeq names its product predicted gene 14577. NCBI's taxonomy places the organism in Eukaryota, Metazoa, Chordata, Mammalia, Rodentia, Muridae. The coding region runs from base 1 to 240 and encodes 79 amino acids. The transcript has a single exon. The record is from RefSeq and is a predicted model, not a curated record.
AUGCUUCUGGCUAGAGAUCUAUUCCACCUUUCCCUGGAAGAGGAAAAGAAAAAAUAUAAGAAGAAACAGCUGGUUCAGAGCCCAAGUUCUCAUUUCAUGGAUGUGAAAUGUCCAAGUUACUACAAGAUUACUACAGUUUUCAGCCAUAUUCAGACAGUGGUUCUUUGUGUGUGUUGCUCAACAGUGUUGUGCCAGUUCACAGGAGGAAAAAGCCAGGCUCACAGAGGGCUGUUCAUUUAG